Molecule: messenger RNA, 2293 nt
Organism: Cebus imitator (Panamanian white-faced capuchin)
Lineage: Eukaryota; Metazoa; Chordata; Mammalia; Primates; Cebidae
Gene: L1TD1
Product: LINE1 type transposase domain containing 1
Biological process (GO): retrotransposition
Cellular component (GO): ribonucleoprotein complex
Molecular function (GO): single-stranded RNA binding
Source: RefSeq, a predicted model, not a curated record
AUGUCUCAUGUAUCUUCAAUGUCUAGCAUACAAUCAAACUUUGCACUUGCAAAGAAACAGGAGAAUGUCACCUGUAUGGAAAGAAGGCAGUUAAUAGAAACUGAUGAGGAAAUGGCUCUGAUCACCGAUUUAAAAUGCAUGGAUGUAUCAGCAGUUAUUACGAGUAAGUUUAAGAUCUUAACGGAAAUUCAAGACCAGAUGUUUGAGGAGAUGAGGGAAACUCUUAAAAAUGACCUAAAGGCAAUUUUAGGAGCAAAAACUACAAUACCUGAGGUAAGGAAUUCAGAGAACUCCAGUCACAGGACAGGGCUUCAACAAAUAACAGCAUCACAAAAAACAGGGAAAGUAGGAAAAACAGAAGGAGAAAACUCUAAAAUAGUUGAUACUGAAGAUUUAACAUUUAAAAUGAAAGUAGUAGAUGAGCUCAGUGGUAAAUUAGACAAUCCUAAUGAAUACAAUAGUAAUGAAGGUAAGAAAUUACCCCAGAAUGAAUCACGAACUUACAAAGUCAUGGGAAGUAUGGAAGAAACCUUAUGCAAUGUAGAUGACAGACAGAGAAAUCGCCACAUCCAUUUAGAACUUACAGAAGGGGAGAGUAGGGAGAAUGGACAGGAUGAAUUUCUUGAAGUGAGAGAGGAAAGAAAAAUUCCAAAAUUCAAGAAUAAAGAGAAAAUUUUAAAAGCCUUCAGAGAAGAAAAAAUGUUGACGGAUGAAGGAAUGGUACUUACCCUGGCAGCUAACCUUUCAUCAGCAACACUGGAUAUUAGCAAACAAUGGAGUAAUGUCUUCAACAUUCUCGGAGAACAUGAUUUUGAACCUAAAUUUCUAUGUGAUGUUAAAUUAGCAUUUAAAUGUGAUGGUGAAAUAACGACAUUUUCAGAUCUGCAAAGCCUUAGAAAAUUUGCCAGCCAAAAGUCUUCUAUGAAGGAAUUACUGAAAGAGGUACUCCUACAAAAGGAAGAAAUAAAUCGAGGAGGAAGAUAUGGAGUUCAAGAAAACGGGGGUAAUAUCCUGUUAGACUCAAAACACAGAGCUGGAGAAAUGACCAAUGAUGGCUUGAACUUUCUAUUUAUUAAAGAGGUAAAAGUUGCUAAGCCAGAGGAGAUGAACAACUUAGAGACACAAGAGGAAGAGUUUUCCGAGCUAGAGUUGCUGGAUGAAGAGGGCUCAGGGAUGGAGGAUGAUGGAGAAGAGACCUCAGAGCUGGAGGAAGAGGAAGAAGAGGCCUCAGGAUUACAGGGAGAGGAGGAGGAGGAGGAAGAGGAACAGAGUUCAGUGUUCUGUAAGGAAACAGAAGAAGAGAGACACAGAACUGUGCAAACAGAAGAACUAACAUCCAAAGAAGCAGACUUAACACAGGAAAUAGAAAACUUGAGUAGUGUGAUUAAUAGCAUCAGAGAGAUACAAGAGGAGAUUGGAAAUCUGAAAAGUUCCCAUCCAGGUGUUUUGGAAAUUAAAAAUUCAGCAGGUGAUCUGAGUAGAAGAAUAGACUUCCUUGAAGAAAGGAAUAGACAGUCUAGAAGAUCAAAUUGAAGAAUUCUCUAAGGAUACAGUGCAAAUGACCAAACAGAUAAUUCAUAAAGAAAGGCAAAGAGAGAUAGAGGAUAGAUCCAGAAGCUCCAACAUUUGUUUCAUAGGAAUUCCACAAAAGGAGAAUAAUGAGAACAGAGCAGAGGACAUAAUUAAGGAAAUAAUUGAUGAAAACUUUGCAGAACUAAAGAAAGGUUCAAGUCUUGAGAUUGUCAGUGCUUGCCGAGUACCUAGUAAGACUGAUGAGAAAAGACUGACUCCUAGACACAUCUUAGUGAAAGUUUCGAAUUCUAAUGAUAAAGAGAAAAUAAUAAGGGCUUCUAGAGAGAGAAGAGAAAUAACCUACCAAGGAAGAAGAAUCAGAUUGACAGCAGACUUAUCACUGGACACACUGGAUGCUAGAAGUAAAUGGAGCAAUAUCUUUAGAGUUCUGCUGGAAAAAGGCUUUAAUCCUAGAAUUCUAUAACCAGCCAAACUGGAAUUUGAUUUUGGGGAUGAAACAAAGGUAUUUCUUGAUAUUGAAGAAUUUAGAGAUUAUGUUUUGCAUAUGUCCACUUUGAGAGAAUUACUGGAGAAUAUACUUUAAUAGUCUAGGAUGACUACAACACAAUAUGCUCUCCUCCCCAGCACACACCCAAAAAUCAACAAGUAAAACGAAAAUACACUUGUACCCAGAAGGAUGUACAGUUAACAGCAUGCUCAGGGAUGAGGAGCAAGGAAUAUCAGAUAUUACUUAGAUGUUAAUAAAGUUAAAGGAUAUGUU